Messenger RNA from Rodentolepis nana, 225 nucleotides. Lineage: Eukaryota; Metazoa; Platyhelminthes; Cestoda; Cyclophyllidea; Hymenolepididae. The record is from the annotation of a GenBank genome assembly.
AUGUCUGCUCGCCAGGAUAUGUGGGACACGUUAUCGCUGUGUGCACCAUCGUAUGUCUGCAUGUCUGCUCGCCAGGAUUGGGAGGUCGGCCGUACAACUCUGGGUGCAGCGACCGUACAAACAGUGACCACUAGCCUCUGUUUGUUUGACCUAAUCCGCCAUCCUGAUCAUGAUCGAACCGGCGACCUGGGAGGUGCGACCGUACAAACAGUGACCAAUCAUUAA